Funneliformis caledonium is the source of this 240-nucleotide messenger RNA. The record is from the annotation of a GenBank genome assembly. Lineage: Eukaryota; Fungi; Glomeromycota; Glomeromycetes; Glomerales; Glomeraceae.
AUUGGUAAAUUUAUUCAAGAUAAUGCUUCAACACUUGGUGAGUGUAAAAAGCGAAUUUUUCCUACUGGCUAUUUCAAUAUCAGCAAGAAGCUUCUAGCUAUUCAAAGCGCUCGAUGUAGCUUAUUUUGUUUUGAAGGGUCAGUUCAUUUGAAAGGAUCAUUAGCCAGGAUUGUUACUUGCACUAACAUGACCUUAUAUCAUAACUGUGAAAAUAUCAUGCCUUACAGUCUUUGGUCAUGA